This is a messenger RNA of Eutrema salsugineum, 964 nucleotides long. RefSeq lists its product as uncharacterized. The transcript has 4 exons. The coding region runs from base 140 to 823 and encodes 227 amino acids. Lineage: Eukaryota; Viridiplantae; Streptophyta; Magnoliopsida; Brassicales; Brassicaceae. The record is from RefSeq and is a predicted model, not a curated record.
GAAUCAACGGUUGGGAAUGAAAGGAGUGUGUCUCGCUUAGCUUCCGAGCAAUCGUAGCCGUUGCUUACAUUUACCGUCUCUGGUUUAAUAAUCUCCGGCGAUACGAUCCUGGGAAGAGGGAAAGAGCUUAAGCGAGAGAAUGAUUCGAACGAUUCUGCUGUUCCUCGUCGUCGUCGUCGGUACGCAAGUACAUGCGCAGCUAGUGCCUCCGGCGAGGCGCGAUGGUUUCGUUUACCCACCGGGUCGUCGUGUUGACCCGGAUACUAUACUAAUUGAGGCGUUUUUCGACCCGGUAUGCCCGGACAGUAGAGACGCUUGGCCACCACUGAAGGAAGCUCUUGAACACUAUGGAUCUCGCGUUUCCCUUCUCCUUCACCUCCUUCCUUUACCCUACCAUGACAAUGCAUAUGUAACUUCUCGGGCCUUGCACAUUGUGAACACCCUAAACGCUAAUGCUACCUUCAGUUUGCUGGAAGGGUUCUUCAAGCAUCAGGCAUUGUUCUACAACGCGCAAACACAACUCCUAUCAAGACCUGCCGUUGUAGACAAAAUAAUCAAGCUCGGAACGGCCACGUUGGGAAACUCGUAUCUAUCUGUCCUCAAAUCCGGCUUCAGCGAUACAAAAUCGGACCGAGCGACCAGGGUUUCCUUCAAGUAUAGCGCUUCAAGAGGGGUAUAUGGCACACCAACCUUCUACAUUAAUGGGUUUGUAUUGGCUGAUGCUGGUUCUCCCUUAGAUUUUGGAGGAUGGAGAAAAAUCAUUGAUCCUCUGGUUCAAGCACACAAGGUAGAGGUGCAAGAUAACCUCAUUUCCUUCCUUUGACGAGCUUAAGUGCUUUUGCUGUGUCAUGGGACUAUAUGUAAUGGAAUGUAAUGUAUAUAUAUAGUUGCUCAAAAAUCUCUGUUGUUCAUCGUAAUAAAAGGAAAGUCAUCAUUCUAUUUAAAUAUAACCAGCCCGGUUAUC